GGCAAAUAGAAGCUUGCAGUUGAACAGUGCACAGGCAUUUCUUUCCAGAAGGCAGGAAGCAAUGCUCGGUCAACUGACGGGCGAGCCAGCAAACCGACAAGAAAUCAGGACAUACUCUCAUAGCACUAACAGACGGUAACACCACCUGUGGGUCUCCUGAAGCCCACUUUUUGUCUCCUGAGUGUAAUUGCUGCUGCAUGCACAUUCAAUCUCCUCUACCGCUGGCAGCAAAGACUUGCAGAUGCUCUCAACUCCAGGUGUACUUUUCAACACUGCAUCUGCCUUGACGCUCACUCCGGAGCUGUACCCAAAAGCAGGAGGAUGCUUAUGAUUUAUUGACAAGGCUACAAGUGGUUUGAGUUUGAGCUGCUGGUGGACGAGGAAGGGUUUUUUCCUGUGUGGCGAGCUGUGGCAUCUUCAGAAUGUUGUCUAUUUUUGUGGCAUGUUUGGUAUUUGUCCUGCUGGGCUCAGGGAAAGCCCAGGAUGCCACACAGACUCAGGGACAGAGACAAAAUCGGGGCCAGGGGCAGGAAGCUUCUGCCACUCCUUGGAGGCAGAUGAUUCAGUGGGAGAACAAUGGUCGGGUAUUUAGCCUGCUUAACAGUGGAGCUGAGUAUGUCCCCGCUGGGGCAGGGGCCCGGGACAGAGGUUCCAGGGUGGUAGUGGCAGAUUCUCGUUCACGCUCCUCUCGUAGACCCCAAGGUGGAAAUGUCCGCCGACAGGCUCCAUCAAGAGGAUCCUCUGAGACUGUCCGGGGGCAGGCAAGGCAUCCUUUUGGCUUCGGACAAGUGCCUGAAAACUGGAGACAAAGCGCUGGUAGCACAGGAGGAGGCCAGUUCCAAGGAUCGUCUAACACUCACUUCAGGCCAUCCACAGGCUCUUCAUCCUCAUCAUCCUUUUCUUCUUCUUCUUCUUAUAAUGUACCAUCCUACCAACAGAACCCAUUUCCUCAACAGCCUCCCUUUCAACCAGUACCUUAUGACCCUAGUUUUGUUGAAGGACCUGUCAGGAGCUAUGAGCCACCUUUCCAGCCUGUUGUAGGUGGAGGAUAUGGUGGUGGAGGAUACGGUGCUGGACAGGGGUACACUGGGGGAGGGUAUGUCGGGGGUAUUGCCCCAGUGCUCCCAGGCUCUCCCUCUGAUUUUAUAGACGAUAGCUACCGCUACUACCAGUCAUAUGGCUAUGCGCAGAAUCCUGUGGUUCCUGCACGUGCUGCCCAGCCACAGCUUGCAGAUGGUCUGGACCACAGAUACACUCACAGUCUCUUCAACGGGGACUCUGGUCCGGUUGCCCCUGCUCCAGACCCCAAUCAGGCCACCCCUGUGAUAGUGGACAGGACAGGACUAGCUGCUCAACCACAAGUCAGGAGCCCUCAGUAUGAGCAAUUCCCCCCAUUUGGAAGACCCCAGCCUCCAUUUCUGCAGCCCAUCCCUCCAGUUAGAAAUUCUCCAAACUCUCCCAAUGAGAACCCCAUUACGAAUGUUGGGAGUGUGUACAGACCAGAACAGAGAGGGUUACCUGACCUGGUUCCUGAUCCCAACUAUGUCCAAGCAUCCACAUAUAUCCAAAGAGCCCACAUGUAUUCUCUCCGCUGUGCUGCUGAAGAAAAAUGUCUCUCAAGCUCAGCCUAUAGCCCCGAGACCACUGACUAUGAUGUAAGGGUCCUGCUGAGAUUUCCACAGAGGGUGAAGAACAAGGGGACUGCUGACUUCAUGCCUAACAGGCCGCGUCAUACGUGGGAGUGGCACAGCUGUCAUCAGCACUACCACAGUAUGGAUGAGUUCAGCCAUUAUGAUUUGAUCGAGGUCAGCACUGGGCGGAAAGUGGCAGAGGGACACAAGGCUAGCUUCUGUUUGGAGGACACCACCUGUGACUUUGGUCAUCUGAAGCGCUACGCCUGCACUGCUCACACUCAGGGUCUCAGUCCAGGCUGCUACGAUACAUACAAUGCUGAUAUUGACUGCCAGUGGAUCGAUAUCACAGACAUCCAGCCUGGAAACUACAUACUAAAGCUCCAGGUUAAUCCAAAGUUCUUGGUGCUUGAAUCAGACUUUACCAACAAUGUGGUCAGGUGUAAUAUACACUACACUGGACGAUUUGUUACAACAACCAACUGCAAGAUAGCACAGUCAUGAUCAGGAACUGGAAAGCUGCCACGCUAGAGUGACCCUCAUUGCUAUUCCAUUAAAAUGUGAAUGGAAUCCAUUUGUUGCUUUGUUGUAAGCUCAUUGUCAGUGAUGUUUGUCUCUACUAUUUUGCGCUGACUCUGUAUACUGGGUCCAUGACAAACAAUGGCUCCACUGGCACUGAAGAGAAAGAGGGUUUGAAUUUGACACACACACUCUUUUGCACAAUACAUAUUGCAAGUUGAAAUCCCAGCCAUGUCAUCCCAUCCCUGCAAUCUAAUUUACAACGUCUUACCCACUUCAUUUCUCAUAUUCUAACUCCACCUGUCAAGUUAGGUUAAUGUUAGCACAUGUCAUUGACUUUUUUGACAUUUACUGUAUCUGCAAAAAAACAAAACAAUACAUCUAUGCACACCCCUGGCAGAGUGGCUCAGCUUGAACUAUAAAUAAAGCAUGAAGUGGCAGCGUUGAGUUGAAAGAAGUUGUUCCAGACAAGUCAGGGUUCAGCUGCAAUCCAACAACUAAAAUUAGGGGACAGACUCUUUGCAGGUGCAUUCAUCCAUACAGUGUGGGGACACACACAGAUGCCCGGUGACUCAGAAGAACUAUCAAACGUGUUAGAUUUCGUUUAGUUUUUCUUCACUGCCUCAGCAGGUCAGGCCGGGGUACUGUGCUUCCCUGGACACAUCUUUGUGUAAUGUUAAAUUAACGGCAAAAAAAAGGAAGACAGCAGGUCGUAUUUGUAUUUGUCAAUGUCAACAAAUUAAAUGUCAACAAAGAGACAAGAUGACUGCUCUUUUGAAGAAUGCAUUUAUAUUUUCUUGCUUGUCCCAUUUGUCUCUUUUUCUAAUUUCAGUCAAUUCAUAACAGCUAUACUGGCAGAAAGGCUGCUAACCUGAAACGACCCACAAUUCACUGUAUGUGUCUGUUGUCCCCUGGCCCUUUUUUUUGUCUGACUACCAACACUGGUCACAUGGUACAUGUAAACCUUUUGAAGAAUGUAUAAACACAUAUUGAUGCAUGACCUUAAAGUUGUUCUUUUUUGUAACUGAUUGUACUUUCUUUAUCCAGAUUGACUCUUACUGUUACUUGUGAAGCUCAAUGAUUUUAUAUAAAUAUAUAUAUUCAGAAUAUGUUAACUUGAAAUCAAAUGAUGGACUGAAUUCAAAAAGGAAUUAGCAUCACAAUGCAGAGCCUCAGAAAGCUGUCUUUACCUACCUCUCCUAUGAGCUGUUGUUUCUUAUGAGCUGUUUGGUUUCUAGAAGAACUCCUUCACUAGUUCACUGUGGACUCCUCUCACUCAGAGGCAGGGCACAGCUUAAACCUGCAAAUUUCUUAAAUUAGUAAAAAAAAAAAAAUUUUAAAAAGCACAGGGUAAGGGAAGCAAAGCAAAGACAUUUAACUCAUUUCAGUUUUAGCAGAUUUCAGUCUUGGUUGAUUUGAUAACACUUAUUGCUGCAGGUAUUUCUACUGUACUUCAUUUUCCCUUGAGGGGAAACGUAAUCAGCGGCAAUGCAGAAAAUUGAUGUCUCCGUUUCCAGAGACACCAAACAAAUUCACAUUUGUUGAAGAAGUUGAUCAAUAGCUUGUCCUCUUACAUCAUUCCAUUGGAUACUGCCUUGGGAUUUAAUAGUUUAUACGGGGCAAGACGUUUUCCAAACAACAACAGGGCACAUAAACAGGAGUUAGUUAUAUUGCUGAGCAGUUGUGCAGCCUGCAGCUCACUGACUGGACCUUCUUGUUUUAGUUACCCCUGUAAUAUUUCAAACUGAUCAAAAAGAACACACGUUUAAUAACUAUGGUAGAAAAAUACUUACCGUAUAGAGUAUUAAAUAUGGGGGUUUAUUACAUAACGAUCCUAGGGACUGUACCUUCGAUAUCUAAAAGUGCAAUUGAUGACGUUUAAGUUUUUGCUGUACAAAACUCUGGUUUCCACCUAUGAAUCAAUCGUGCAUCAGAAGUAGUUUGUUACUGAUAAAAAUGAUUCUGUAACUCUGCAUUUCAUCUACAUUUCAUUUCUUAAGAGUGCUUUAAAUGAAGAGCAGCCCAGUCUUUGCUGUCUUACUCAAUGUAUGACUUGUGUGAGGGAUGCAUUUUUUAAAUGUACUGUUCUUUAAAUCGGUCAGUAUUUUAUUUUUGACUUUGGUUGCUUACGAUCACGCUGUUUGAUUACUGGAAAACCGACAUGUAAUUCUGACAUUCAGCAGAACAACAGCACAAGAGUAGGUGAGAAUUAUACAACAUCUUCGACAUGUGCUGAUGAAAUUUGUAUUUUCUGACGGUGAACACCUGUCAAAAAUGUCAUAUACAAUAAAUACAUUUACACCUCU
This is a messenger RNA of Labrus bergylta (ballan wrasse), 4456 nucleotides long. RefSeq names its product lysyl oxidase homolog 1. Gene Ontology annotation, molecular function: copper ion binding; protein-lysine 6-oxidase activity. The record is from RefSeq and is a predicted model, not a curated record. Lineage: Eukaryota; Metazoa; Chordata; Actinopteri; Labriformes; Labridae. Gene Ontology annotation, biological process: collagen fibril organization; peptidyl-lysine oxidation.